AUGCGUCCCUCGAUCUUUGUAUCUUUUGUUGCUCUUCUGGCGAGCGGAAGUAUUGCCCACCCCGUUGCGGGGAAGGACGCCGACGAUAUGGUCCGUAACAGCUGGUCUGAGAAGCGAGCGGACGCCGACGAUAUGGUCCGUAACAGCUGGUCUGAGAAGCGAGCGGAUGCCGACGAUAUGGUCCGCAAUAGCUGGUCUGAGUAA
Molecule: messenger RNA, 204 nt
Organism: Penicillium chermesinum
Lineage: Eukaryota; Fungi; Ascomycota; Eurotiomycetes; Eurotiales; Aspergillaceae
Exons: 2
Coding region: 1-204 (67 amino acids)
Source: RefSeq, a predicted model, not a curated record